AUGUCGUCCCUUCAGAGAGAAGAGUCUUCGAGCGUUUUGGGAGCUUCCGCCCCCCCCACCCCCAACUCAGCUUCCAGCGCUGCUUCGACUGGGGUGUCUCCAGGUUCCAUCAAUACAACGCUAACGACAAAAGUAAUAACAAGAACAGAAACCAACAACGCGACAGCGACAGGGAGCAGUACGGGAGUAUCAAGCGCGAUCAGCGCCGGGAUCGGGGCAGGAACGGGGAUCGCGGUCGCCGGCCUGAUACUGCUUGUGGUCGCAGCUGCUGUCUUCUUCCGCCGGCGUAGACGACGAGAUCCCAAUCCUGCACCACCUACAACAAUCGCCGAGACGAGCUCCAGUGCGCCGCUUGCAUUAUCGCCAGAAGUGCGGCCCAAACCCACUGGACUCGCUGCGCUCCCAAAACAUUGCCGAUUGAAUGGGACAGACGACAGUGUGGUCCGAGGGCAACUCUUCAAGUUGGGCCAGUUCAUCAAAAAUCACGCCGAGAGCGGCGACUACCAUCGAGAUACCAUUCCGGCGAGACCAGACACUCUCCACGAAUCUCUGUGCCAGCUCCAGUUGAGCGAGGGCACCCGUCAUACAAUUGUGAGAUUAUCGAUUGAUCCGAACACCCGUCACAUCGGCAUCCGUCAUUUACUGGCGCUUGUGAUAUUUUCGAACCUCGACACUCACUCGGUCGGCCCUCUUUCUCUCCUGCCGCCGGCUCUGAAGGAAUUGUUCAAGUCGCUACCCAAGGCUUCCAGCGAGAGCCAGAACCCUCUUGCAUUUCUCAUGCAUAAUAACCCCAAAAGCAAAAAACCUUUGCCGCUACUACCGAGCGUGGAAUCCCAAGUCAAGGCACUUGUCACUCUACUCCAGAGAUUUUUAGUACAUUUCACCCGCACAGAUGACGAUGGCUCCCCUAUCGCCGUUCAACAGACUCGCCUCGAAAAUGCCAUUACCAGCUGUGUCAAGUUUGAUUACCACAUCUUUUCGGACCCGUAUGACUGGAAGUUUACAUUCCCACAAGAGAAAGGGGAAGUGCUUGUUAUGCCAGGUCUAGAAAAACUUCGCGACGAUAUGGGAGAGCUACAUGAUCCACCAAAGGUGGUUUCAUCUGCCGAGUUUGUCACUGUCCAUCUCACAGAGGACUAA
Fusarium vanettenii 77-13-4 is the source of this 1140-nucleotide messenger RNA. RefSeq lists its product as uncharacterized. The record is from RefSeq and is a predicted model, not a curated record. NCBI's taxonomy places the organism in Eukaryota, Fungi, Ascomycota, Sordariomycetes, Hypocreales, Nectriaceae. The coding region runs from base 1 to 1140 and encodes 379 amino acids. The transcript has 2 exons.